Messenger RNA from Penicillium riverlandense, 393 nucleotides. RefSeq lists its product as uncharacterized. The transcript is spliced from 4 exons. The record is from RefSeq and is a predicted model, not a curated record. NCBI's taxonomy places the organism in Eukaryota, Fungi, Ascomycota, Eurotiomycetes, Eurotiales, Aspergillaceae. The coding region runs from base 1 to 393 and encodes 130 amino acids.
AUGUCUUUUCGGCUAGACUACAGCGAUAGCGAUGAAUCGGACGCCGAUAAAGCCUCUCCUAAACACUAUGACGGAGUCUCGCGUAGCUCUAAACCCUCCGUAUGUAGUCCCGUUCGCUCUAGGAAUUUGCUAGAUUUUAGUGACGAUCCAGAUAACGACACUAACGAGGACAUUACAAACAUUCCUCUUAACUAUAGGCGUUCUGAGAAAACCAAGGUUCGCGGGAAGGAUCCUCACGGUGGCCCUCCUAUACUUCUAGUAGAGAUCAGGUUAGAGCACACGAAGCGGUUCCUCGGGUCUAAAGCUAUUAAUACUUUUAUAUUUCCUAAAAUCAUCGACGACCCCUCUCUUAUCUUUAGCCCGCAUAUAUUCAUCUUUAGUAUCCUCUUCUAG